AUGGAUGCUACGUCGGCAUGGCACUGCUCAGCAAAGAAGGAAGCGCUCUCCAUGAUGGCCCGCGUUGCGGUUGCCUUGGCCUUUUGCUUGGCCACCUGCACCCGAGGUGCAGAAAGCUGGCAAGAGCUUUCAUCUGCGUUUUUUGCGGAUGAUGACUGCGAGCAUGGCUCUGAGGAAGCGUGCGCGCUGAAUGCGCUCCAGGUGGGCCGAUGUGCUAUCGACUUCCACACAGAGGUGCGCGUCCCAAUGAUGGACAUGGUCAAGCAGUUGAAGUCGAUCACCAACGACUUGGUGGUCAAGAUCAACGAUGCUAUUGGUUCAUCCGAGCAGGAUGACUUGAGCAAGCUUGCGACUUCCACGCAGGCUGCCAACAAACUCCUGACAAGCGUAGGUCCGGGGUUCCUCAUACUGCUCAACAAGACCAACGCCAUCGCUCGGGAUCCAGGAAUUGCGGAGCAUGGGCAGCACGCAAUCAUGCAGGAGGACUCCAUGCUGGAGAUGCUGAAGUUCACGAUCGUUCACGCAGGCAUCGUCAUGAAGGAAGUUAUCUAUUCCACCGGUCACCCGAUGGAUGGCAACGUCAGCUUUGCAACCCACAUCAACUCUGAUGCGCAGGCAGCUCGGCUGUGGCUGAAGACUUCGCUCAUGACCGCCUGGGAGGGUGCCAAGGAUCAGCUGCCCCGAAUCAAGAAUCUCGUGAACGGCAGCUAUGGCUCCCCCACCGUGAUGGCAAAGCAGGCGGCGUGUGCGUCCAACACCGCCACGCAGAUCUCCAAGCUUACAACUCUGUACGCGGACAUCGUGUCGGCGGGCUCAGACUGCAAUGUUAGCGAUACAAGUCUCUUCAGCGAGGAGGAUUGCCAGUCCAGUGCCCUCAACGUCCAGUCCGGCAUUGACGCAGUGAUUGAGACAGGUGCUACCAUGAUGUGGAACUGCUACAAAAGCAGCUGGGUUUGCGCCAAAGGCAUUGCCAAGACCAGCAACCACCUCAUCAAGUCCUUCAUGUCCACGAUCGUGAUGAGGGAUGCCUGCAAGUCUAGCGACAGCAUCUCACUGGCUGUGUGCAAGAGCGAGUCCUUCCAGCUAUUGGCCAGUCUUUCGUCGGCUGCGGAGAACAUGUUC
Messenger RNA from Symbiodinium pilosum, 1122 nucleotides. NCBI's taxonomy places the organism in Eukaryota, Dinophyceae, Suessiales, Symbiodiniaceae. The record is from the annotation of a GenBank genome assembly.